UUAUAUUCAUUCAGUAACCCUUAAACACAGUAUCUAUCUUACAAAGAAAGAAAGAUAAAAAUGGCUUCAAAGAACUCAGCCUUUCUAGCUCUUUUCUUUGCUCUCAACAUCCUCUUUGUCACCUUACCUAGUGCAACUAGUUGUAACACCUGCAAACCAAUUCCUAAACCCAAGCCACCUCCUAAGCCUAAGGCGACACCAUGUCCUCCUCCACCACGCCCUUCUGUCCCAACUCCUCCAACUAAGCCGGUCACACCUCCUAGCAGCCCUGGUUCAUCUAAAAACUGCCCUAUAGAUGCUCUCAAGCUUGGUGUAUGUGGAAAUGUCCUAAGCGGUCUACUCAACAUCCAGUUGGGUCAGCCAUCAUCUAAACAAUGUUGCUCGCUCAUCCAAGGUUUGGCUGAUGUCGACGCUGCGAUAUGUCUCUGCACUGCUCUAAAGGCUAACGUUCUUGGAAUCAACCUUAACGUUCCUAUAUCUCUCAGCGUUCUUCUCAACGUUUGUGACAAAAAGGUUCCGUCUGGUUUCCAAUGUGCUUGAACGAUACCAGCUAUGCAUACGAUGCCAUGCACGUGCACAAUAUACUCUUUGGAAUUAUUACAGUUUGAAUAAAUGCAUGUACGAUAGAGUUUAUGUUUGAAUUUUAAUUUGUUAAAGUGAAAUUAUAAAUGUGUGAGACUUUCAUAGUUUUUUCUUUUUCUAUUUAUUUUGUAAACAUUCCCUGUCUUCCGGGCUUGUAACAAUCUAUUUCUACGACAACCCGUUUAAUGAAAGUGAUUUUGUUACCAA
Messenger RNA from Capsella rubella, 789 nucleotides. RefSeq names its product pEARLI1-like lipid transfer protein 1. The record is from RefSeq and is a predicted model, not a curated record. Lineage: Eukaryota; Viridiplantae; Streptophyta; Magnoliopsida; Brassicales; Brassicaceae. The transcript has a single exon. Bases 61 to 540 code for a protein of 159 amino acids.